This is a messenger RNA of Pipra filicauda (Wire-tailed manakin), 3653 nucleotides long. RefSeq names its product lipase maturation factor 2 (gene LMF2). The coding region runs from base 487 to 2931 and encodes 814 amino acids. Gene Ontology annotation, cellular component: endoplasmic reticulum membrane. NCBI's taxonomy places the organism in Eukaryota, Metazoa, Chordata, Aves, Passeriformes, Pipridae. The record is from RefSeq and is a predicted model, not a curated record. Gene Ontology annotation, biological process: protein maturation. The transcript has 13 exons.
GGAUGGAGCCGGGGCAGAACUGGGAGGAGUCCAAUAGAACGGGGAUAGAGCUGGAAGGGGUCCAGUAGAACCGGGAUGGAGCCGGGACGGCUCCGGUAGAACCGGGAUAGAAGCAGGGAUGGGGCCGGUGGAGCCGGAAUGGAGCCGGUACAGAGCCGGGACGGGUCCAGUUGAACCGGGAUAGAGCCGGGGAUGGGGCAGGUAGAACCAGGAGAGAGCCGGGACGGGGCCGGUAGAACCGGGAUGGAGCCAGGGAUGGGACCGGUACAGAGCUGGGGCGGGUCCGAUAGAACAGGGAUGGAGCCAGGGAUGGGGCAGGUAGAACUGGGAUGCAGUCGGGAUGGAGCUGGAACGGGGCCAGUAGAACUGGGAUAGAGCUGGGAGCGGGAGCAGUAGAGCCGGGACGUGGCCAGUGGAGUCGGGAGUGGGACUGGUGGAGUUGGGAUAAAGCUGGAACGGGGCCGAUGGAGCCGGGACAGAGCCGGGAUGGGGCUGACAGACCCCCCCGGGGCCGCAGGGCCGCCCCUGCCAUCCCGUUUCCCUCCCCACAACCUGAUCUCUCCCUUACUGGGAAGACCAGGACUACUGGGGAGCAGCUCCUCUGCCCCCUCCACCCUCCUCAGGGGUCCGGGGGGUGCUCGGGCCCCCUCUGAGCCCCCCAGCCCCCUGCCCACGGCAGGCAGCGGCGUCACCUCCGUCCACGUGGCCGGGCUGGCGGUGGCAGCCCCUGGGCUGCACCUGGGCUCUGCCCACUGGCUCCCGGUUCCGACCGGGAAGCUGGGAUGGGGACAGCCUGGAGCCCCCCCAGUCAGCACAUCGACGAGCCGGGGGUGCCGCAGGGAUGAGGCCGAGGUGCUGCCUGGGGGGCUCCCGGCCGCGCCGCCCCAGUUUUCCUGGGAAUGCCUGACUGCCGUUCCCGUUGCAGGCCUGUACGGCAGGGAGGGGAUCCUGCCGGCCCGCAGGGUGCUGCGGCUCAGCGGGAAGGGGCUGUGGGAGCAGCUCCGGGAUUCCCCCACCCUGCUGUGGCUCAGCCCGCGCCUGGGGCUGGACACGGAGCAGGGCAUGGAGCUGCUGUGCCUGGUGGGCAUCCUGGCGUCCCUCGGAGCCCUGCUGUGCGAGUCCAUGCGGGAUUGCCUGGUCUUCGCCCUGCUCCGGGUGCUCUACCUGUCCCUCUACCAGGUGGGACAGGUCUUCCUGUACUUCCAGUGGGACAGCCUGCUGCUGGAGACGGGGUUCCUGGCUGUGCUUGUGGCCCCCCUGCGCCUGCUGAGGGGGGGGUCCCCCUCCUGGAGACCCCACGACCCCGUCACCUUCUGGGGGGUGCGGUGGCUCCUCUUCCGCCUCAUGUUCGCCUCGGGGGUCGUGAAGCUGAGCAGCCGCUGCCCCACCUGGUGGGGGCUCACAGCGCUGACGUACCACUACGAGACGCAGUGCAUCCCCACGCCGGGGGCCUGGCUCGCCCACCAGCUGCCCGUGUGGUUCCAGAAGCUCAGCGUGGUGGCCACCUACGUCAUCGAGGUGGCCGUGCCCGUGCUCUUCUUCGCGCCCCUGCGCCGCCUGCGCCUCUUCGCCUUCUACUGCCAGGUCCUGCUGCAGGUGCUCAUCAUCCUCACGGGUAACUACAACUUCUUCAACGCGCUCACCAUCGUCCUGGCCUUCUCCCUGCUGGACGAGGAGCACGUGGGGCGCUGGCUGGGGCGCCCCAAGAAGCGGCAGGGCAGCGCCUGGCCUCCCAGCCUGGGCUCUGUGCUGGCCACGCUGCUGGAGCUCAACACCUACGGGCUCCUGCUCUACUGGACCGUGCAGUACUUCGGCCUGGAGAUCAACUGGGACAAGAAGCUGCUGGACUCCAAAGUGGCCUUCACCUACCACGAGUUCACAACGUGGCUGCGGACGGUGACGCUGCCGCUGGUGGGGGUGGCCUUCCUGUCCCUGUCCUGGGAGAUCCUGCUGGCCAUGUACCGCUGUGCCUGUGUCCGUGGAUGCUUCUGGAAGCUCUGGGCCACCCUCCAGUGGGCCAUCAUGGCCACGGCCACCGUCAGCUUGUUCGCCGUCAGCCUGGUGCCCUUCACCUACAUCGAGCACGAGUCCAACGGGAAGCUGUGGCCUGGCAUCCACCGGCUGUUCGGGGCGGUGGAGCGGUUCCAGGUGGUGAAUUCCUACGGGCUGUUCCGCAGGAUGACGGGGGUCGGGGGGCGGCCCGAGGUGGUGCUGGAGGGCAGCUACGACGGGCACAGCUGGACGGAGAUCGAGUUCAUGUACAAGCCCGGGAACGUGAGUGCGGCGCCGGCCGUGGUGGCCCCGCACCAGCCCCGCCUGGACUGGCAGCUCUGGUUCGCUGCCCUGGGGCACCACCACGGCAGCCCCUGGUUCAGCGCCCUGGUGCUGCGGCUGCUGCAGGGCCAGCGUGACGUGAUCCGGCUGGUGCAGGUGGACGAGUCCCGGUACCCGUUCAGCGCCCGCCCGCCCACCUUCCUGCGGGCCCAGCUCUACAAGUACUGGUUCACGGGCCCCUCGGAGGGCAGCCCGGGCCCGGCGCCGUGGUGGCGGCGGCAGCACGUCCAGGAGUUCUUCCCCACCGUGUCCCUGGGAGACCCCACGCUGGAGAGCCUGCUCAGCCAGCACGGCCUCAAGGACAAGCCCCCCGUGCGGCGCCGGUCUGACGCGGCCCUGCCGCGGCUCCUGGGCUGGGUUCGGGGCCUGGCCCGGCCCUUCUCGGGCCCCGCCCUGCUCUGGACCCUCUACCUGGUGGCCGCCACCGUGGGGGGGCUGCGGGCCCUGGGCCCCCGGGCACGGGGGGGGCCGCCCCCCGCCCGCCACAAGGCCCGGGGGGAGCGGGGGGAGCGCAACGGGGUGCGGGGAGAGGGGCGGGGCCGGGCGGGGGGCGAGGGCCACGGGGAGGGGCGGCCCGGCCCCAAGAAGAAGAAGUAGCGCCCGCAGCCCCCCGCCCGUGUGCCAGCCCCGGGGGGGCCCUGGGUGGGGGGUGUCAAUUGGGCCCCGCCCCGGGGGGCUCCCGGUGUUCUCCCCCCAGUGCCUUCAGCACAGUGUGGCCAUGCGGGGGGGACCCUCCCCACUGCCUUGGGGACCCCUCCCCACUGCCCAGGGACCCCUUGGGGACCCCUCCCUGCAGCCUGGGGACCCCUCCCCGCUGCCCAGGGAUCUCUUGGGGACCCCUCCCUGCGACCUGGGGACCGCUGGGGACCCCUCCCCGCUGCCCAGGGAUCUCUUGGAGACCCCUCCCCGCUUCUUGGGGAGCACUCCCUGCAGCCCAGGGACUGCCGGGGACCCCUCCCUGCUGCCCAGGAAGCCCUUGGGGACCCCUCCCCACAGCCUGGGGACUACUGGGGACCCCUCCCCACUGCCCGGGGACCGCUCCGGGCCCCACAAGGGCAGGGGGGUUCGAUGCGGCUGGGGGUGCUCAGCACAGAUGGGGGGCUCCUUGCCAGCAGGAUGGAGCAGUUUGGGCAGUGCCAACCCUCCUCCUUACCCUGCCCAGCCCCUCAGGUGCCCCCCGGGCAGUUUGGGGUGGCUGCCCCCGUGUCCCCCACCCCGAUGGGCUCUGCCCAUCCCACGCUUCCCCCCCCGGCUCAGCCCCAAGCUCAGAGGUCCAGAGGUUUCCUAUAAUUUUCUAAAUAAAGCCUUUGACAUUCCAG